Messenger RNA from Solanum stenotomum, 1101 nucleotides. RefSeq names its product anaphase-promoting complex subunit 10. The transcript has 6 exons. NCBI's taxonomy places the organism in Eukaryota, Viridiplantae, Streptophyta, Magnoliopsida, Solanales, Solanaceae. The record is from RefSeq and is a predicted model, not a curated record. Gene Ontology annotation, cellular component: anaphase-promoting complex. Bases 459 to 1034 code for a protein of 191 amino acids. Gene Ontology annotation, biological process: protein K11-linked ubiquitination; anaphase-promoting complex-dependent catabolic process.
CUUUAAUUUAUCAACUUAUAAUAGUUACUCUUAAGUGACAAACAUUAUAUUAUCAAACAUAUACAAGUUCGAUUUAUGAUACCAUCUAAUUUCUAUGUCCCAUUUUAAUUGUGCUUUUAACUUCUUCUUUUUCCGUCCAUUAAAAAUAGUAAUAAAUAUAAAAUAUAAUUUAUUAAGUAAUUUUUAUUAUUUAAAUAGUUUUUUAAAAUUACUUCUUUAACGUUUAGUUGUCAAUUUGGAUCUUUGAUUUUUUAAAAUAACAUUUCCUUUUUAGAUAAUUUUUUAAGAUAUAAAUUAGAAUAUUUGAAUUUAUGAAGAAAAAAAAAAUGGUGUAACACAUCCUCCAUUUCCCCAAAUCCACUUUUCAAAAUUGAAAAACAGUAUGCGCUCGAAAACCUAGGGUUUAUGUUGUUGCAAACAAUUGGGGAUUUUACCUAGUUGAAUUAAGAGCUUAAUCAAUGGCGGAUUCAUCAGAGGGUGAGGAAGAAGGGAAACUAACAGGAGGUAGCCAGCAGUUAGUUGUAGAUGAUGACCUCCGGGAGAUGGGUAAAAAAGCAGCUUGGAGUGUCAGCUCUUAUAAACCCGGCAAUGGGGUUCUUUCACUUCGCGAUGAUAACCUUGAAACCUAUUGGCAAUCAGAUGGUGCACAGCCUCAUCUUGUUAAUGCUCAAUUUCAGAAAAAAGUUAAGCUUCAAUUAGUCGUCCUGUAUGUUGAUUUCAAGCUUGACGAAAGCUAUACACCUGGUAAGAUCUCUAUCCGAGCAGGCGAUGGCUUUCACAACUUGAAGGAGAUAAAAGCAGUGGAACUUGUGAAGCCAACUGGAUGGAUGCAUAUAUCUUUAUCUGGUAAUGAUCCACGUGAAACUUUUGUCAACACUUUCAUGCUGCAAAUAGCUGUGCUCUCGAAUCAUCUUAAUGGAAGAGACACUCAUAUCCGCCAGAUUAAAGUCUAUGGGCCAAGACCGAACCCUAUCCCUCUUCAGCCAUUUCAGUUCACUUCUACAGAGUUUAUUACUUAUUCUGCUGUAAGAUGAAGCUCAAGGGACUAUACCAAGAGGAAAGAUGCCAACAAUAUUUAUUGAUAUUAAAAUGCAAACUGGG